CAUUCCAAGCUCUAGUAUUCCUAGCUGAUCACGGUCGCCAAGAUGAUGCCCUAUCAGAACGAAAUGUACCACCUUCCACCCUAUGAAGGAGGUGAGAGCUGGAACUGGCAGUCGUCGUGGAGUGAGACAUUUGAGCAUGUCCCGUACGAGCAGCAGCGAUGUUCCGUGGAAAUGUACGAAGAAGGUCAGUGGGGUGAAUAUUCUUCUGAGUGGACCGCGCCGGAGUCCUGGUCCUCAUCCCAGGUGGUCCCGGAGGCCCAGGCAUGGACGCAGCCACAAAGUCAGUGGUCAAACAGCACUCCAUGGGAGGGCCAAAGCACUGCGUCCAGGUGGCCUGAGUCCUCCAUGAUGAUGACUCAAGUGAAGAUGCCUGGACAAGCGCAAGCUGCCACAGCACCAGCGCAGGUGCUCGGGAAGAGUCAAAGCUCCGAUGCACGGACUGUUGCGAGGUACAAACGAACAUACUGUUCGCAUUUGUAAAGUGAAGUCGUAGCUUUCAACAUGGAUAGCUUGACUCACAUGACUAGUUGACAAGGCACAGACUACAGCUGACUGGGUAAUUAUGGGUGCCCGUGAAGAUGUUGCCUCGGUGUGCCUUGCAAGGGUUUUCAAUGUAAGGAAAAGCAAUGCUGCGUCACUGUUACUGUGGCUUCAUUCCUAGAAGAAAGAAGGACGAACAGUUGAAGUCAGAUGGUAAAGGAGUACAGUUUGAGUAAAGGAGCAGUCCGUGGCCAGAUCUCCAAGCCAAAGGGGGGACCACGGGACGGCAUGUG
This is a messenger RNA of Durusdinium trenchii, 773 nucleotides long. NCBI's taxonomy places the organism in Eukaryota, Dinophyceae, Suessiales, Symbiodiniaceae. The record is from the annotation of a GenBank genome assembly.